AUGUUGCACUUCAAUCCAACACCUGCCAGUGUCCCCCCUCCAAAUAAUCCAUUGGCUUUCAUCUUGCGCGCAGCUCAAAUAUACCCCGACAAAGUCGCUUUGGUGCAUACGGACGUUGAAUAUCCAGUCACAUACACCUUCUCAGUUUGGGCACAACGCAUACAGAACCUCGCGUAUGCUCUGAUCAGAGCAGGGGUCAAGCCAGGAGAUCGCGUUGGUGUCAUUGCCCCUAAUUGCCCUUUGAUAGCAGAUGCGCACUAUGGAAUCAUGGCAGCUCGAGCCGUCAUUACUCCAAUCAAUACACGCCUCAAACCGACUGAAGUGACAUAUAUCAUUGAGCACAGUCAAUGCUGCUUUUUGCUCGUCGAUCACGAAUACCAGAAUCUUGUUCAAGAUGUCAAUGUCCCCUUCGUGGUAUCUAAAGAUACGGGUCGGUCUGGAGAUCCGUACGAGGAUUUCCUGAACUCAGGACGGGAAUUCAGCAACGAAAGAGGUUGGCCAGGUUUGGACCCUGAAGUUGACGAAAACGCGCCUGCAGUGCUUUGUUAUACCUCAGGGACGACGGGACGGCCCAAAGGCGUUGUCACUACACUCAGAGGUUCUUAUCUUGCUGCAGUUGCGAAUGCAUUUGAAGGACGCAUGAAUCACGACUCUACAUAUCUGUGGAUAUUACCUAUGUUUCACGCUGCAGGUUGGACAUUCCCCUGGACAAAUGUAUUCUCAUUCGCGAAGCAGGUUACCUUGCGUACCGUUAAUUACACACAAAUAUGGAACCAUUUUCGUCACUCCGGGGUAACUCAUUACUGUGCUGCCCCGACCAUUGGCAUCGUCAAUGAUCCACAAGCAUCUAAACUCCCACAUCAAAUUACAGCGAUUAUAGCUGGCGCUGCACCCACCGCUCAUCUUAUUGCCGAGUUGCAAAAAAUAGGCAUCAACCCUGUUCAUGUAUAUGGUCUAACGUCAACAUAUGGACCGUUUACUCGCAAUUAUGCACAACCGUCUUGGGAAAACUUACCUCUAGAUCAACGAGCUCGGCUAAUGGCUAGGCAAGGCCAUGCUUUCGCGACUGCCGAUGUUGCUCGCGUUGUAUUUGCAUCACCAGAAGGCGAUCUAAACGCACCUUUGGUCGAUGUACCUCGAGAUGGAAAGACGGUGGGCGAGAUUGUAACCAGAGGCAACAUUGUCAUGAAAGAAUAUUUCCGUGAUCCAGAUGCCACCAAAAAGGCGUUUGCAGGAGGAAGCUUUCAUACAGGUGAUUUGGCAGUUAUGCACCCAGAUGGCUCUAUUGCAAUCAUGGAUAGAAGCAAGGAUAUCAUUAUUUCUGGGGGAGAGAACGCAUCUUCACUUGCCAUUGAACAAGAGCUUUCGAGCCAUCCGCACGUUCUAGAAGUUAGCGUAGUAGCUCGGAGUCAUGUAAAGUGGGGCGAGCGCCCAAUGGCCUUCGUAGUUCUUCACCCACAACAUGUUGCAACUUGGCGGGGGCGCCAUCAUCUCUUCGAAAAAGAUCUGAAGGCGCAUGCCAGAUCGAGAUUGCCAGGUUUUGCCUGUCCUGAAUGGGUGGAAAUUGUCCCUGAAUUGCCUAAAACUUCGACGGGCAAAAUCCAGAAAUUAGAACUGCGGAAAAUUGUGGCGAAGCUAUAG
Molecule: messenger RNA, 1641 nt
Organism: Psilocybe cubensis
Lineage: Eukaryota; Fungi; Basidiomycota; Agaricomycetes; Agaricales; Agrocybaceae
Exons: 18
Coding region: 1-1641 (546 amino acids)
Source: RefSeq, a predicted model, not a curated record